CCAAUGCCAGCUGAGCUUUUUUCAGGGGAGAACUUUGCCACUCUGAAACUUUGGAGCUAGAAAGGCCUGUCUCACCUCCUCCUCCUCCUCUCUUAUGCCUUUGACUUCUCAGCCCUGCUUUCAGUCUUAGUUGACUUCCCACAGGUAAGUCAAGCCUAUAAGCCUACCCUGUAGAUUGUCUUAAUGCAACACAACAGAAUAUCCUUUUCUGCAGAAGCUACUUGGAAGGCAGCCUUCUUGCUAGUGGUGCCCUCCUGGGAGCAGAAGAGCUGAACCGGUAUUUUCCUGAUCGCAACAUUGGCAUCUUUGUAGCCACCUGGAACAUGCAGGGCCAGAAGGAGCUCCCUGAGGUGCUGGAUGACUUCCUGUUUCCGUCUGAGCCUGAUUAUGCCCAGGACAUGUACGUGAUAGGGAUCCAAGAAGGAUGUCCAGAUAGGCGAGAGUGGGAGGUUCGCCUGCAGGCAACGCUGGGCCCUCAGUACGUCAUGUCUUACGCAGCGGCUCACGGGGUCCUUUACCUGUCCUUCUUCUUGCGAAGGGACCUCAUCUGGUUUUGCUCAGAGGUGGAAUGUGCCACAGUGACGACGCGCAUCGUGUCUCAGUUCAAAACCAAAGGUGCGCUGGGAAUUUGCUUCACGUUCUUCGGCACGUCCUUCCUUUUCAUCACUUCCCACUUUACCUCUGGAGAUGGCAAAGUCAGCGAGAGGGUCCUGGAUUACCACAAAACCAUCCAGGCUCUUUCCCUGCCCAGAAACAUUCCAGAUACCAACCCUUAUCGGUCUAGUUCCUCCGACGUCACGAGCCGCUUCGACCACGUCUUCUGGUUCGGAGACUUCAACUUCCGCCUGAAUGAGAACCGGGAGGUCGUAGAGGAGAUCCUCAACCAUGGGCAGGACCUGGACGUGUCGGUGCUGCUGCAGCAUGACCAGCUGUUGAAGGAAAUGCAGAGUGGUUCUAUAUUUAAGGGGUUCCAAGAGGCCCCCAUCUUCUUCCGUCCUUCCUACAAGUUUGACGUUGGACAGGACACCUACGACACAACCUCCAAGCAGAGGACGCCUUCGUAUACGGACCGGGUCAUCCAUCGAAGCCGCCACCAGAAUGAGAUCCAGGCUGUGAAGUACUCGGCCUGCUUUGGGAUCAGAACCUCCGAUCACCGCCCCGUGUAUGGGUUGUUCCGUGUCAAAGUCAGGCCCGGAAGGGACAACAUCCCACUGGCGGCAGGCCUGUUUGAUCGAGAACUUUAUUUGAUUGGCAUCAAGAGACGGAUCACGAGGCAACUUCAGAAAAAACAAGCCCUGAAAAACCAAAAAUCCAGCACCGUCUGUUCCGUUUCCUGACCCAACGCACCCCCGACUUCUGAGGCAAGUGAAAAGGGCUUGUGGACCAGGCCUCCUUCAGCUCCCCCUCUGAAUCCAGGCUGGGGUUGGGAGGCUUCAGCAGGACCCCCAAAGCGAAGGGCUCUUUGGAGGCUGGACACAGCUGGGCAGCCCGGGGGGUUGGCUCAAGAUUCACCCAGCGUGCCGCUUCUCCCUGCUCGACAACAAGCCGUUCUUCCUGUAUCCUGCUGCUUGAGGAGGGUCCUGGAGUAACCCUGCAGGGCGUUGGCGUUUUCUGUGUUACACCAGCCAGAAGCCUUUCUUAGGUUUGGAAGGCACUUCUGAGGAUCAUCUUGGGAACAAAGGGCCACAUUCUCCAAGCCUUGUUUUGUUCAGCUGCAGCUUGGAAGUGAGUGACACACUCAUUUGGUCCCACAAACCAACGUUUUUCCUAAGAAUUCUAGAAAGGCCCUUGAUAUGCCAGAGGGGCAAGGGAAAAAAGCACCAGCAUGGGAGUUUAUAGGGUGGGGUUUUUUACCUUCAAUCAAGACAAACCAGCUUUCACCAGCUACAUUUUUAAAAAUCCAUUAACUAAGAGAAACUGGAAACCAGUUUCAAUCAACAUAGAGCCUUGAGUGGCUGCAAAAAUCAGUAUUUUCAACAGCAAAGGCCAUUUUUUAACCGAUGCCAAUGGUUGAUAAGUUGCUAGAAAUAUUUUCCCCUCCUCAGGUUUAGUCAACCAUCAUUUUUCUGGAUUGUGUUUGGGUUCAGAAUCCCUUGAAAUAAAAGGGUGAUCCAGAACUAAAAAUGUGUCCCUAGUGUGUUGCCUGCUUCUUUAAUCUCUGCACUGUUGAUAUACCUGUAUUGCUACCUGGAGCUAAUUUAAAUCCUCAUCAGCGGAAGUCCAGUAUUUUCAACAUGUAAUACAAGAUUCAGAACAUAAGAGAGUCGCUUGUUGUGCUGGACUGUGGCAGGGGGCCGUGUCCCACAGCAUUCUUCCAGCCUGCAACGUGGCAACUCCAUAAAGGAAAU
This is a messenger RNA of Notechis scutatus (mainland tiger snake), 2348 nucleotides long. NCBI's taxonomy places the organism in Eukaryota, Metazoa, Chordata, Lepidosauria, Squamata, Elapidae. The record is from RefSeq and is a predicted model, not a curated record.